AAUCAAGAAGCACAACUGGUUAUAACUGAAUAGAAAGACGCGCUUCAAGUGAACUAAUGUAAGCUUAGCAAAUAGUAGGUUAUCAUAGCUAUAGAUUAGAAGUUGUAUAUAUUUGAAUUUUUAUACGGGUAUGAAAUGUACUGCAAAGAGAAUCAUCCACUGGGAAAUAUGGAGAACUCACAGAGUGAUAUAUGUCCUUGCCGCCGCUAUUACAAUAUGUCUAACGUGGAGAAAUAUGAUGAAAACUUCCUCGGUAAAUCCGACUCAACAAUUGAUAAUCCGGCAGGAAUUGAGACAGGAAAUAUCAUGGAUAAAAAACACCGUUCCUCCGAUGCAGAAAAAAACUGUUGUUCUUUUAAUUGCAAAUCAGAGAUCUGGAUCAACGUUUGUUGGUGAAAUCUUCAACCAAAAUCCUAAAGCGUUUUAUCUCUUCGAACCAUUAUUUCCAUUCACCAAGCAAUGUAAAUAUUUGGAAAUAGAAAGAGUGGAUUUGUUGAACGAUUUUCUACAAUGCAAUUUUGAUAACUUGAAACAAGCGUAUUUGAAAGCAUUUGCUAGAACUAAAUUUACUGAUAAGGAUGCAGAAUGUAUGAAAAACAACAUUUGUUUUGAAACUAGCCAUCAACCGUUGCUGAAAAACUAUGCAAAAAUAUGCGAGUAUGGGAAAGACGAGAACGUGGAUAAACAGACGCAAGAUGGAAACUUGAAGUUUGACCCAGAAUCUCCAGCAUGUGGUUAUCCUCUAAAUACGACAAUACUUGGGCAAAUAUGUAAAACAAGCGACAUAGUAGCAUAUAAAAUCAUUCGCCUAUGCACCAUCGAGAAUAUCGAAUUAAUUUAUAAGACUUUGCAAGAUAAAGGUGUUAAACUUUUUGUUGUUCAUCUCGUUCGAGAUCCAAGAGCAGUGGUUGCAUCAAGAGUAAAUUUGAAAGUGGAUGGAAUCCGACUUCAUAACGCUUCGGCGGAGACAAAUAUUUUGUGUGACAGAUACAACAGAAAUAUGAAAUAUGUCAGUCGACUAGAAGCAGAUUCCGGUUCAAAUAUAAUUUCGGAUGGAAGAUACCUGAGAAUUAGGCACGAAGACUUCACUGUAAAUCCAUUCGAAACUGCUGAAAAAAUAUACAGAUUUAUUGGGAAGCCGAAGAGCGAGGAAGUUGAAAGAUUCAUUUCAAAAUCCCACCAAAGUAUGAAUCGCAUUUUGGACAGGAUUAGGAGAGAAGACGAAAAGGCGCUUCUCGAAAAGAAAGAAAUAAGAAACUACACUAGAAGCAAAGAGAUUUUACAUCAAAUGAACAACCCGUUCGGAACAACAAGAGACGCAAAAGAAGUGUUGACAAAAUGGAGAAUAACUCUGCCGUAUUCUGUUGCUCAGCUUGUUCAAGAAAAAUGCGCAAAUGUUUUUGAAAUGCUUAGAUAUAAGAUGUUCAAUUCAAAACUUGAUAUGGUUAAUUUAACAAAGACAUAUUUUUAACAGAUUCGUCAAAAAUGAACAAAUGAUGAUAGUAUAGAAUAUAGAUAAUAAUAAUAUUAUGAAACUAUUUAGAUCUCGGCAUACUUGGAUGGCGCCUUUGUGCCAAGGUUCCUGUGACUGGGAUCUCUCUCUAUCUUUGAAUACGAAUAACAAUGAUGUCAGCAUUGUGCAUGUCCCAUUGUCUCUGCUAAAAACGAAAAUUCCUAUGUGUUUGAGUUUUGUAUUUAGAUGACCAUCAAGAUUUUUAUGAUUGAGACUUGGGGUAUUUAUAACUAUCUCAGGAGACAUGAAAUCCGAUUUGAUAUCAUAUAACCAACCAGUUCAGCUAUAGGAUAUGGAAAUAGUUGGAUCACCAAUUCUGUGCAUCGGCUUGACUAUAGCGGAGAGGUCAUAACCGAAUAGCAAUCGCUAUAUCACUAAUUUAUUUCUUGCGACAGCUCAUUCUCGCAAAACUACACUCUCGCAAUCAUUCAAUCUCGAAAUGCUCUACUUUCGCAUGAGUACGGUCCAGUUUGACAGUCUAUGUUCUUCUGUAUAAAAGAAGUAAUAUACUUCAUUAAAAUGAUUUUCCUGUAACGCUCGACAUUUUACAGAAAGUUUACCGAUUUAUCAUUGCUUCUUGUGUACUCGUCCAUUACCGACUUUUCAAUGGAAAUUGCGAAAGUUGCUGUCGCUCUCUCUGAGUGACCAACGCGCAUGGCACCAUUUCAGUAUUUACUGCUAAAUAAACACAGUUCGUUUUCCAACAAUCACU
Molecule: messenger RNA, 2225 nt
Organism: Styela clava
Lineage: Eukaryota; Metazoa; Chordata; Ascidiacea; Stolidobranchia; Styelidae
Product: carbohydrate sulfotransferase 1-like
Biological process (GO): N-acetylglucosamine metabolic process; sulfur compound metabolic process
Molecular function (GO): N-acetylglucosamine 6-O-sulfotransferase activity
Source: RefSeq, a predicted model, not a curated record